AGCCAUUCACGUAAACAGAUUGGAGCGUCUGCAAUUUGAUCUGGAACCUCUUGAAUUGACUUGGCGGUCUCUAGAGCUAAUAAGGUUUUAAUUUUGAUCAUUUAAACCUUUUAUAAUCAUGGCAGAUGAUGAAUUUGAUCCAGAUGACGUCAAUGACGAUUUCGAAGAUGUCGAAGAAGACGAUAACAUGGAUGAAAUGGAACAGCCAGAUGAAGAUGCCCAAAUUGAUUUACUUCAGCAGGGGGAAGGAGGAGCAGGUCAACUUCAAACUAAACGUAUUACAACACCAUACAUGACAAAGUAUGAGAGAGCUAGAGUUUUAGGAACCAGAGCAUUACAAAUAGCUAUGUGUGCACCCGUCAUGGUUGAACUGGAGGGUGAAACUGAUCCCCUUCAGAUUGCCAUGAAGGAAUUGAAGCAAAAGAAAAUCCCAAUCAUCAUUCGCCGCUACCUCCCUGAUGGAAGUUAUGAAGACUGGGGAAUAGAUGAACUUGUAAUCAAUGACUGACCAACAUAUAAUACACUAAGAUGUCUUUUUGA
Daphnia carinata is the source of this 540-nucleotide messenger RNA. RefSeq names its product DNA-directed RNA polymerases I, II, and III subunit RPABC2-like (gene RpII18). The coding region runs from base 119 to 508 and encodes 129 amino acids. Gene Ontology annotation, cellular component: nucleus; RNA polymerase III complex; RNA polymerase I complex. The transcript has 3 exons. NCBI's taxonomy places the organism in Eukaryota, Metazoa, Arthropoda, Branchiopoda, Diplostraca, Daphniidae. Gene Ontology annotation, biological process: DNA-templated transcription. Gene Ontology annotation, molecular function: DNA binding; DNA-directed RNA polymerase activity. The record is from RefSeq and is a predicted model, not a curated record.